AUGACUGACUGGGACGUUACUCUCCCUGCAUCCUGGUACACCAGCACUGGCAUCUACAGCUUAGAGAGACGGGCGAUUUUUCUCAACGCAAGUUCAAGGGGGACUCCAGUCUCUCUGUUUCCUGAAACCAAUGUCAACUACGAGCACGAGCUGGCUCAGACCGACUUCAUCGUCCGUCGCGAGACUGAAGAUUGGAGAAGUAUCACCGUCUCCAAGCAGAGCGAUGGUACCGUUAUGCGAUCGCACCUAACUCCAAAUGGACUUCUUUUCUUGACCUUGUCCGACGAGACCUGCUCCUUUGAGGAGUUCUUCCCCGGCUUUGAGGAAUCGACUGCACACGCCGACUUCACUGAGCUUCCACUAAGAUGUCCUCUUAAGUACAUCGCUGAUAAUAAUUGGAAGGCUACGGUUGAUGCGUAUCAAGAGUGCCUCCAUUGUGCCUAUGCCCAUCCGGAGUUUGCAAAAACGUUCAAACCCGCGGGCUACAAAGUCAUUAAUAAGCACAACUACUCGCAGCAUAUUGCUACUGCCACUGGUGCUGACGAUGGUUUAUUCUUCUUCCUUUUCCCCAAUUGCUCCUUGAGCUUGUACGCCGGGGGUUUGACCUGCUGGCGCAUCAAUCCAUCCAAGAAACCCGAACAAGCCCGCAUGGAGUUUGACUACUAUCAUAAAGCCCCUGCUGGGAGCGAUGAGUUCGAAAAGUGGUAUGACUUCACGCGUAAUGUUGCUGUUGAAGAUAUUGAGCUUUGUGAGAAGACUCAAGCAAACCUUAAUGUUGGUAUUUACUCGGAGGGUUUGCUGAAUCCACAAAAGGAGAAUGGCGUUAUCUCUCAGAUGGAGAAAGAUGAGGCCAUGCAGUCCCCAGGAAGGUCAUUUGGGGAACGCGAACCGCCCUUAUCCAAGGGUCUGACUAGCUACUAA
Molecule: messenger RNA, 921 nt
Organism: Fusarium oxysporum Fo47
Lineage: Eukaryota; Fungi; Ascomycota; Sordariomycetes; Hypocreales; Nectriaceae
Exons: 4
Coding region: 1-921 (306 amino acids)
Molecular function (GO): iron ion binding; 2 iron, 2 sulfur cluster binding
Source: RefSeq, a predicted model, not a curated record